This is a messenger RNA of Didymella exigua CBS 183.55, 339 nucleotides long. RefSeq lists its product as uncharacterized. The record is from RefSeq and is a predicted model, not a curated record. Lineage: Eukaryota; Fungi; Ascomycota; Dothideomycetes; Pleosporales; Didymellaceae. The transcript is spliced from 2 exons. The annotation marks the transcript as partial.
ACCUCCGGCCAUAAUAAGAACCUGGAACUUUGGACCGUUCUCUGGGAUACCAAAUCAAUGGGCACUUAUCCUGGCGUGCUAUGGGCUGGUUUGAUGAUCGGCACUUUGUUGGAAUGCACGAACCUCGUUGUUCAAGUUACAGUAGCCAUAAUCCUCGUUCAGACUCUGUACGGCUUCAAGUUGUGGGAAGUUGGUGUCUUUGAUUUUGCUGGACCGAUAGGUGCUCAUCUGGCCGUGUUCUUCGACGGCCGUCUCACCGACACCAUAAGCAACCGCUGGGUCGCACGCAACGACGCUCUCUGCCUUCCUAAGUAUCACCUCUCUCCCUUGCUAAUUUAA